AUGCUCGGCGCUGGUUUGUCCCAAGCCGAGAGUGAAGAAACCUUGCAGUUCCUCAAAAGCAACAUCGAAGUUUUUGCAUGGACACCAUAUGAUAUGCCAGGCAUUGACCCAAAGCUCAUCCAGCACUCCCUCAAAGUUUCAAAAUUAGCAAAGCCUGUGAUUCAGAAGCCUCAGCGGUCGGCAACUAUUCAUGCCGAUGCAAUUGAUCAAUUGGUAGAUACAACGGUGGGUCAUGCUCGGCUGAGUUUCUUGGAUGCUUAUCGAGGUUACCACCAGAUAGCCAUGGAUCCCGACGAUAUGGAAAAGACGGCAUUCAUCACACCCAGAGGCCUCUUCUGCUACCUAGUUAUGCCGUUCGGCCUUAAGAAUGCGGGGGCCACAUUUCAAAGAAUGGUAUACCUAUUGUUCGGAAUUCUCAUCGGCGAAAUCAUGGAAACUUAUAUUGACGAUAUGGUCGUCAAAAGUCUGAAAGCCGAGAACCACUUCUCUCAUCUUGCCGAGGUCUUUGCAAUCUUGAAGAAGCACAAGCUACGGCUUAACGCCGACAAAUGCGCCUUCGGAGUUAGCUCAGGGAAGCUCCUCGGCUACCUUGUUACUCGGCGGGCGGCUCUCAACAGGUUCAUUAGCCGCUCGUCAGAUAAAUGCCAUGUCUUCUUCCAAACUCUUAAGAAGCAAAGCCGACGAAGUUUCAAGUGGACGGAAGAUUGCGAUGCAACCCUCACCGAGCUGAAAUCUUAUCUUUGUUCGGCCCCUCUUCUUGUCAAACCUGUAGCUUUUGAAACUCUCCAUCUCUAUUUAGCUGUCUCUCCACAUGCCGUAAGCUCGGCACUUGUCCGACGGGAAGGCCUUGAGGACCAACCAAUCUACUUUUCUAGCCGAACCCUACUCCCAGCACAGACGAGAUAUUUGCCAUUGGAGAAGCUACUUCUAGCAUUGGUUACAGCAGCUCGGAAAUUGCUCCCUUAUUUUCAAGAGCACCCCAUCAUAGUUCUCACAGAGUUUCCACUUAAAAACCUCCUGAGGAAGGCUGACCUAUCAAGCAGAGUGUCCCAAUGGGCGGUCGAAUUAGCAAAUUUUGAUAUCCACUUUGAGCCUCGAACUGCAAUCAAGGCCCAAGUAUUGGCGGACUUCAUUGCUGAAUUCACCCCUAGAAGCCCGGACGAGGAAACAUUGUUCAAGCCUAAUUAUGGGAUGCUAGAACAACAAGAGGCUCGGAAAGCUUGGAACUUAUUCAGCGGAGACGUUUGGAAGUUGCACGUUGACGGGGCAUCAAACAGCAAUAGCGCGGGUGCAGGGGUUAUCCUUCUGAUCGUCAAUCAAGUAACAGGUGAUUAUGAAGCUCGGGACCCAAGAAUGAUUAAGUAUCAAGCUACCGCUCUAGAGCUAAUCCGAGGGUUCAAAGGAUUCCAAAUCGAACAGAUCAACAGAGAGAACAACGCUCAUGCCGACGCUCUGGCAAGUUUGGCCUCGGCAAGCAAAGCAUCUGAUUACCGACACAUCAACCUCGGCGAGAUCCACCAGCCAAGCUUCGAAGUCUCGGAAGAAGUAUUUAACAUUUCCCUCGGCCCAAGUUGGAUGGUUGAAAUCGUCUCGUUCCUCAAAGACGAUACGCUACCCACGGACAAAAAGGAGGCCCACCGUGUACGCAGUAAAGCAGCCUACUAUUGGAUCUUUGAGCACGGCCAACUCUACAGAAAAAGCUUCACAGGGCCAUAUCUAAGAGUGGUUCAUCCAACCGAGGUCCCAAUUAUUUUAACCGAACUUCACUCUGGAAGCUGUGGUUGUCACUCUGGCGGGCGCUCCCUCUGUCAAAGAGCUCUCAAUCAAGGAUACUUUUGGAAAGGAAUGAAGAAGGAUUGUGAAGAAUUGUGGGUUGAAGCCGAGCCAUUAGUCACAACGACUGAAACAGACGUUCGGCGAUUCGUUUGGAGGAACAUCGUCACAAGGUUCGGCGUGCCUUAUGCAAUUGUUUCGGAUAAUGGCUCCCAAUUCGUCGGAAAAGAGUUAACUGGACUCUGUGCUGAGUUCGGAAUUAGAUUCUUCAAUUCAACCCCAUCCUACCCCCAGGGCAAUGGCCUGGCCGAAGCCACUAACAAGACUGUCUGCGCUGGCAUCAAACGUCGGCUAGACUCUAAACGAGGAAAAUGGGCCGAGGAACUGCCUAGGGUCCUUUGGGCCUAUCGCUCCACUCCCAGACGCUCCACUGGCCAAACUCCCUUUGCAAUGGCCUUCGGCAUGGAGGCUGUCAUCCCACUGGAAUCAAGGUUCCCGACCCUGUGCACCGAAACUUUUGAUCUAGAAUCCAACAAUGAUGCAGUGGCAACCGAGCUUAUCUUAGUCGAAGAAAAGCGAGACGAUGCUCAGCUCAAGUUAGCCAACUAUCAGCAGGAAGUCGCUCGGGGCUACAAUCGAAGCGUAAGGCUUAAGAAGUUCAGAACCGACUACUGGGUCUGGAGGAAGCAACAACAUGAUCAAACAUAUUGGUUCAGCUAUGUUCAUAAUUUGACUUGA
Molecule: messenger RNA, 2511 nt
Organism: Rhododendron vialii
Lineage: Eukaryota; Viridiplantae; Streptophyta; Magnoliopsida; Ericales; Ericaceae
Exons: 6
Coding region: 1-2511 (836 amino acids)
Biological process (GO): DNA integration
Molecular function (GO): nucleic acid binding
Source: RefSeq, a predicted model, not a curated record